AUGGAUGAUAGGUCUUGGAUCUUUAUUGAAGACCGAGUCAAUAAUCCAUACUUUGAAAAGUGUCUGAGUGACUUCCUUAAAUUUGCCUACAAAAAGAAGGAGGUUGGGAGUAGAAUAUAUUGCCCAUGUAGGAGAUGUAAAAACUCAGAACGAAGAAAGGAAGAAACUGUGCUUGCACAUGUAACAAUGAAGGGGUUUUUGACCACUUAUACAAAUUGGAUUUAUCAUGGUGAAGAUCCAUCGGACUUCAAUCAAGAAAAUAUGAACAAUGGAGUGUUUAGGCAGACUGAAAAUGAUGACAUGAAUGAAUUGCUACACGAAACACUUGGAAGAACACUUGAAGAGAAUUCUAACAUAAAUUUAGAAGAACUUAGAGGAGCCUGUGAUGAAGAGACUAAUAAGUUUUUUAAGUUGCUGAAGCAUGCCGAAACAGAGUUAUACCCUGGAUGUAAAAAUUUUACUCUUCUAUCAUUUGUCAUCAAGUUGUUGCAUGUCAAGUCUCUUUGUCGAUGGAGCAACAACUCAAUGACAAUAUUACUGGAGCUUCUCAAGGAAGUUUUUCCUGAGAAUGAAUUAUUUCCAAGCUCUUAUCGUGAUGCUUGGAAAAUUGUUAAAGACUUGGGUCUUAGCUACCAUAAAAUUCAUGCAUGCCCCAAUGAUUGCUUGAUUUAUUGGAAGGAGACAGAACAUGAAACCUUUUGCAGAAAGUGUGGAACUCCUAGGUAUAAGCAAAUUGUAAAACAAUCCGAUGAUUCAAGUGAACAAGCUAACAAAGUUCCAGCAAAGCUUGUUCGCUAUUUUCCUUUGAAACCACGUCUCCAAAGGCUGUUCAUGUCAUCAAAGACUGCUUCAUUAAUGAGAUGGCAUGAAGAGGAGCGCAUCAAGGAUGGUAAAUUGAGGCAUCCGGCAGACUCUUUAGCUUGGAAGCAUUUUAAUGACCGGCACCCAAGCUUUGCUAGUGAUCCUCGCAAUGUUCGUGUUAGACUUGCAGCGGAUGGAUUUAACCCAUUCAAAGCAAUGAACAAUAAAUACAGCACCUGGCCAGUGAUUUUAGUGCCAUAUAAUUUACCCUCAUGGAUGUGCAUGAAGCAAACAUCAUUUAUGUUGUGUUUGCUAAUUGAUGGGCCUAAAGCUCCAGGUAAUGAUAUUCACGUAUAUCUUCAACCAGUAAUUGAUGAAUUGAAUGAGUUUUGGGAUCCAGGGGUGCCUACUUAUGAUGCAGCUAGUAAGCAAAUGUUUUACUUACGUGCUGCACUACUUUGGACUAUCAAUGAUUUUCCAGCUUAUGGAAAUCUAUCUGGUUGGAGUACCAAAGGGAAGUAUGCAUGCCCUUGUUGUAAUAAAGAUGUUCGAAGUCAAUGGUUGAUGCAUAGCAAAAAACAUUGCUAUUUGGGUCAUCGUCGAUUUCUAGCUAUUGAUCAUCCUUAUCGUCUAAAUCGAGCGCAGUUUGAUGGGACAAUUGAGAAACAUUCUAGACCUGUUCGAUUAUAUGGGUUUGAGAUUUUAGAACAACUAAGAGAUUUUAGAAAUGAAUUUGGAAAGGAUCAACCAGUUUCCUCAGCUAGGAAAAGGAAAAGGAGGACUAAAGAUAAUAAUGACUUUGAACAAAGUCCCAUAUGUAGGUAUAAUUGGAAAAGAUUGAAUGUAUUCUUUCAGUUACCGUAUUGGGUGGAUAAUUUGCUUCCACAUAAUCUGGAUAUAAUGCAUAUUGAGAAGAAUUUCUUGGAGAAUCUCUUGUGGACACUGUUGGGGAUGGGCAAGACAAAUGAUGACAUUAAUGCUCGAUAUGAUCUAAAAGAAAUGGGGAUAAGAAAGGCACUUCACCCACAAUCUAAGGGUGACAAAGUGUUUCUUCCACCUGCAUGCUUCACAAUGAGCAAAGAUGAAAAAGAAAUUUUUUGUAAUGUGCUAAAAACUGUCAAGGUCCCUGAUGGUUAUGCAUCAAACAUUUCGAGGUGUGUGAAUAUUAAAGAACGACAAAUCUCUGGGUUAAAGAGUCAUGAUUGUCACAUAUUAAUGCAACAAUUGUUAUCCAUUGCUGUGAGAAGAAUAUUGCCUAAACAUGUUUGCAGAAUUAUCAUUGAGUUACGAGAUAUAUUUAGGCAAUUAUACUCGAAAGUGCUUACUGUAGCAGAUUGUGAAACUUUGGAGGACCGUACUCCACUGGCCCUUUGUGAACUUGAGAAGAUGUUUCCACCUCCAUUUUUCAAUAUCAUGGAGCAUUUGCUUGUUCACUUGCCUGAAGAGGCGAAACUUGGUGGACCAUUUCAAUUUCGGUCUAUGUAUCCUAUUGAGAGGUAUCUGUGUACUUUGAAAAAUUAUGUACGGAGUCGAAGUCACCCUGAAGGUUCAAUAGCAGAGGGCUACUUGGCGGAAGAAUGUAUGACAUUCUGUUCCAUGUACUUGGAAAAUUUUGAAUCAAAGUUGAAUUGCCCACCUAGGAACUAUGAAGGUGAAUAUUUAAAUAGACAGAUUGGCCGUCCCUUAGGAAAAGAAGAGGUCAUCUAUUUAGAUGAUGUCUCUUGGGUUCAAGCUCAUCGUUAUGUUCUUGGAAAUCUUGAAACUGUUGAUCCUUUUCGCAGGGAGCAUAAGCAUUUGCUAAAACUGGAAAAGCCACGCAUGUCAAACUAUGAAAGGGAGAAAAUUCAUAGUGAAACAUUUCACAAGUGGUUUAAGAAGCAUGUUGAAGAUUUGGAAAAAUCUAAUAGUUGCCAUGAUUAUUAUAAAGAAAUUGCUUAUUUGGCUGCUGGUCCUGAUAAAUGGGCAAAAAGCUAUUCUGGUUACAUUGUUAAUGGUUUUCGUUUUCAUACUAAGAAGCGUGAGAUGAGAAGGCAAACUCAAAAUAGUGGUGUAUUUGUGAAUGCUAGUGCCAAUAGUUUCGCUAGUACAAAGGAUAAGAACCCUAUAUCUGGAAUUUUAGAAUACUAUGGGGUCUUAGUGGAUAUUGUUGAGUUGAGAUACUCAAAUGACAUUAAAUUUUUGAUGUUCAAGUGUGAUUGGGUUGAUAAUGUCACUGGAAUGAAACAAGAUGAACACAACUUCACACUUGUUAACUUUGAUCAUAUAUUGUACAAGCAAAACACGAAGAAUGAUGAGCCUUUCAUCCUUGCCUCUCAAGCACAGCAAGCUUGGUAUGUUCGGGAUGCAUUGGAACCUGAAUGGAAUAUAGUUGUCAAGAUGACCCCUCAAGAUCUUUUCAUUAUUGAUCCAGAAAUUAACAUAUGUGAAGAUAUCCAGGAUGAGCAUUCUGCUUGGCAACAUGUUAAUAACAAUAAUUCUGAGGAUAGUAAUGUUUCAUGGGUUAGGGAAGGUGUUGAUGGAGUUAUACUUGAUGCACAAACUACAAAAUCCAAGGCACACGUUGCUGACGUUGAUGAUGGAUUCUUCUCUGAUGAGGAUAAUCUUGGGAUUGACAAUACGAUUGAUGAUACAAGUGAUGAUGAUGAUUUUUUGAUAAAGCCCAACAAGGAGACAAGGCUGAUGAUUGACUCUAAUUUUGGAAUAUAA
This is a messenger RNA of Coffea eugenioides, 3507 nucleotides long. RefSeq lists its product as uncharacterized. Bases 1 to 3507 code for a protein of 1168 amino acids. NCBI's taxonomy places the organism in Eukaryota, Viridiplantae, Streptophyta, Magnoliopsida, Gentianales, Rubiaceae. The record is from RefSeq and is a predicted model, not a curated record. The transcript has 4 exons.